Messenger RNA from Brenthis ino (lesser marbled fritillary), 546 nucleotides. The record is from the annotation of a GenBank genome assembly. NCBI's taxonomy places the organism in Eukaryota, Metazoa, Arthropoda, Insecta, Lepidoptera, Nymphalidae.
AUGGCUGAAUUUAACUGUUCUUAUAAAAAGGCGUUGACUAUAUACAUUCCGCCUAGUCCUUCGGGAAUAGUUGCAUCAGCUCGGAAGGAAGAAUUACACACUGAAGAUAUUUCUAUGAUAAUUCCUUCAACAUCUCAGAGAAGUUAUGUGGAAGUUUUGAAAUCGUCAAAUACUACAUAUGGCAAUACAGAAACGGCGAAUCAAAAAAUCACAAAAAAAGUUAUUGAAAAGAAAAGUAAGAAGAAGAAAUCUAUGUCAACAAAUAAUCAGACUGGAGAGUCUUUUGAUUGGGGAAUGUAUUCAAACAAUGAAUCUGACAGAGAAUCCUCUAUCGAUGAAGAUACAACAGAAAAUAAAGAAAAACCGAAGAUUUCAUUUAUUGAAUUACUUAAGAGAAUAUCUAAUAUUUGCUUUAUGAAAAAUCUAUCCACGAAAAAGAAGGCAGAACAGGUAGUUUGUGUUGUAUUAGAAUGGGUUGUAUAUAUAAUUGAAAGCAAAAUAUCAGCGUUUACAAUAUUAAAACAAUUAUUUAAUAUUGGAAAUGGG